AUGAAAGAGCGCAAUACCAGGCUGAGAAGUGGUCAGGGCAUUUCAGAACAUCGCCUCACCACUGAUCUUUCAAUAAAGCUACAGCGAUCUCAUUCAGUAACGUAUGAAGCAAGGAGCUUCAGCGCUAGCAUGCUGCGGCGACAGAGUAACUCAGUUGGGAAUCUCAGGUCUGUUGAUUGGGUUAUGCAGAUAUCGAUAUCCCGAACUUGA
Serpula lacrymans var. lacrymans S7.9 is the source of this 210-nucleotide messenger RNA. RefSeq lists its product as uncharacterized. NCBI's taxonomy places the organism in Eukaryota, Fungi, Basidiomycota, Agaricomycetes, Boletales, Serpulaceae. The coding region runs from base 1 to 210 and encodes 69 amino acids. The record is from RefSeq and is a predicted model, not a curated record. The transcript is spliced from 2 exons.